UCGCAAUUUAUAAUAAAUAAGACAUAUAUUGUGACAACAGAGACAAAAUGGAUCCUGAUUCAUGGAGCACGUGUCCCUUCUGUGAUUCACCAGUUCCUUCGUCUCAACUUCAAUUGCACGCCAAUGCUCAUUUUCAUGAUCCUGAGCUGCCCCAACAGCCCCUCCAAUCUCUUCCGAGUGAAUAUUGUAACUAUUAUGGUGGUGAGACUAGUAGAGAUAAAGAGGAAUGUUCAAUGGAUGAAAAAAUCUCUUGCUUGAUUGGUUUACAGACACGGAGCAAGUUUUACAAAGUUGAAUCGGGUUUAAUGACCUUGUUGAGAAACUGUCUGGAGUCUGAAACUGAGAAUUCGAAAACCGUUUUGUCCGGUUAUGUUGAUCAUUUCCAGAGCCUUGAUUCUGAGGAUGCUGGAUGGGGUUGUGGAUGGCGUAACAUUCAAAUGCUUAGUUCUCAUUUGCUAGCGCAGAGGCCGGAAGCAAGAGAGGUUUUGUUUGGUGGUUCGGGGUUUGUUCCUGAUAUCGUGUCGUUGCAGAGAUGGCUUGAGGUUGCUUGGGAAAAGGGUUUUGAUGCACCAGGAGCUUCUCAACUUGAUCAUGAUGUUUAUGGUUCCAAAAAAUGGAUAGGGACUACUGAAUGCGCUGCUCUAUUGCGUUCUUUUGGUUUUCGUGCAAGAGUAGUUGAUUUCGGUCCUAAGGAAUCUCAAUCUGUCGUAGGAACAAAUGUUGAUAACACGGACGAUAAAGCAAGUAGUGAGGCUUAUCAAGUUCUCAUGGAUUUUGUGUGGAAUUACUUUUCAGAUGAAAACACAGUCCAAUUCGGUUUGCAGCAUGUUGUGGUCGGCGAGAAAACGCCCUUGUACUUUCAACAUGAUGGUCAUUCAAGAACAAUCGUUGGCGUGCAAGCCAAGCAUCAACGAGAUGGAAUUCUAACGUAUAAUCUCCUAGUUUUGGAUCCUGCUCAUAGUAUAACUGCUCUUGAAAGAUCAUUAAAGAAGAAAAUGGGAUGGCAAAAGCUCAUAAGAAAGGGGACGAAUACACUGAAGAAGCCACAAUACCAGUUGUGUUACGUUGAUCCCGGAAUCGCUAGCGAGGAGGAGAUGGAAAAGCUCAAGACAAUGGAUAGUGUCUUCUUUGAAUUAUAGGCAAACAUGUAAAGCACUUUGUUACAUCAAGAUACCAGAUUUUUAGAGUUAUCAACCUAUGAGGUCUCGUCGAAGCUCUGUAGUCUGAAUAAUCUUGAAUAAAGUCCUGCAUCCACUGCAAUUAGAGUUGAGUGGGAGCCUGUCUCUACAAUUCUACCUUUUUCCAUGACGAUUAUGGUAUCCGAGUUUUUUACUGUGGAAAGUCUAUGAGCUAUUGUGAUCUGGGUGGUUCUCGAACACAAACCAGUUGCUUCCUUCAGAUUCAUUGCUUUAAUAGCAUUUACUAUAGUUCUUUCAGACUCAGCAUCGAGGGCACUCGUUGCUUCAUCAAGGAGUAAUAUUGCUGGCUUCUUUAGUAAGGUUCUUGCAAUGGCUAUUCUUUGCUUUUGUCCUCCUGAAAGCUGGCAACCUUUCUCUCCAACAACAGUGUUAUAUCCAUUUGGUAGAUUACUCACAAAUUCAUGUAUAUUUGCUUCUCUAGAAACCUCCACAAUUUCACUUUCAGAAGCCGAAUUAUUUCCAUAGCAAAUAUUGUCUCGAAUUGAGCAGUUAAAAAGCAGUGGCUCUUGUUGUACCAGUCCUAUUUGUGUCCUUAACCAUCUUAGGUUAUAUUCCUUCAAGUCUUUCCCAUCAAUUAGUACUUUUCCUUCCACUGGAUCAUAAAAUCUUAGUAAAAGGGCCAAAACUGACGAUUUUCCAGCGCCGCUCGGUCCUACAAAAGCCACCUUAGAUCCAGCUUCAAUUUUUAAACUGAAAUUGUCAAGAACAGUGACUGCAGGUCUUAAAGGGUACUUGAAAUUUACAUUUUCAAAUUCGACAGUUCCUUCGAUCCUCUCGGGUUCUGAGUUGUCCGGUAUAUCUGGUUCGAUUUCAGUUUUACGGUCAAGGGUUUUGAAUGCUGGGGUUAGCAUAUUGAUGGCAGUGAUGACAGUUGGGAUCAGUGUGUAUAAUUCUGUGAUAGAAGGAACUGUAAGAGAAAAUAUUUGGUAUGCUCUUAUUCCAUUUUCAAAAGAGGCUUGCCGUCUGUCGACCAGAAUUGUAGUGUACCACAAAGCAACAGCGUGUGCAAUGUUCCACAAGCAAAGGGAGAAGCCUUGGAUGAUCCCAUAUUUGAUACUUUCUUUUCUGUACUUUUUCUUUGGAAUGUCCAGAUAUGUUUUGGCUUUCUUCAGUACUUGUUCUUCAUGACAAAAUGAUGCUAUAGUCCUUAUAUUGGUUGUGGACUCAGAUGCAAGAGCGACAAGGUCUGAAUGUGUAGCCGAGUAGUCGCCUGAAAAUCCUUUGGCGGACUUGGCUUGAAUGAGACCACCUAUGAAGUGGCAGGGCAUCACAGCCCAUGCCACCAAACCCAUUCUCCAGUUGACAUACAUGCUAACAGAUGUUGCUAUAAGUAUGGAGGAAACACAUUGCACAAUGACGGACAUGCGAUCAGCAAUUAUGAUUUUGACCAUGGCAGUAUCGCUGAUGAUGCGUGAAGUUAACGAACCGACAGUGUUGUCAGGUUUGUCAAACCAGCCUACUUCAUUACGAAGCACACCUGUAAAAGUUUAAAUCAUUAUCGACUGAUUUUUGUUAAAUCAUACUGCGAUUUUACGUAUAUAAUGCUUUGUUGUAGGCUUUUUAGCUCACGCUGAGAGUUCUUUCUUCCUUCAAUAAAAGAGAGCUUAGGUAUGUAGAAAUUCUGAUAGGGAAUAUCCAAUACCUGAAUACAAAGCACGUCUGAAAUUUGCCAUGGCCUUUUCUCCAACCACUCCAAAGAAGUAAUGCUGGAAGGUGUGGCUAAAUAAUGAAAGCAACCCUAUUCCAGAGAAGAUUGCUGAGAACAUUCCAACUUUUCGUUUUGCAUCUUCUUCAAAGUAUGCUACUCCGAUGGUGAUGAUGUAGAAACCGAAAAACGGCUUUGAGAUGCCAGAGAAAGCUGCUGCAAACGAGCCAAUAGCAAUCUUCACCAGCUCCUUCUUUUUUAAAUCAAACCAUAUUCUGAAAAAUAUAUUUUCUUCUCUUAAGCUCGUCUUGUUUUGUUCCUCCAGUACAGAAUGGUCUGUAAGAUCUCUUUGGACCUCUCUCUGUGUCUCCGGCAAUGGUCUAGUUUCAUCAAUAGUGCCUACUUGGCGGGCACUUUUAUUCUUGGAAGUUGUAGUUCUAUCCAUUAAACAUUUAAAUCUGGUUAGAGUUGUCCAUUGAGUGCCAUCGGUUCAAUAUCAGAAUAUGAAUAUAAAGUGGUUAAUUACCUUAGUUCAGGAACUGAUUCAAGGUUCUGCAUGCUGAAUAAUGUACUAUAAAAUUUGCUCGUGUCUAACAAACUCUGGUGUGUUCCUAUCUCUAUGAUUUGUCCAUUCUCCACGACAGCAAUCAUAUCUGCAUUUACAACUGUUGAAAGCCUGUGUGCAAUCAAGAUGACAGUCCUUCCCUCUAUCGCUGUGUCAAGUGCUUCUUGAACCAGCUUUUCCGAUUCUGAAUCAAGGGCACUAGUGGCCUCAUCAAGCAAAAGAAUAGGAGGAUUUUUCAGAAUGGCUCUUGCAAUUGCAAUUCUCUGCUUCUGACCUCCUGAUACUUGAACGCCCCUUUGUCCUACCUGUAAUUUCAGGCACACAUAUGUUGCGAUUAAUGUUGUGAAUGGAAAAAAAAUGUAGCCUGAAGACGCGUUUGAAAAUACAUCAAAAUAUAAUUAAUGUAUACAAAGUAUGCAAGUUAAUAGAAAAAAAUACAAAAUCAGAGAAGCCGCAAUUGUGCUAACAACAAAAGUGACAUGCUAGAUUAAGUAGCUCACCUCAGUUAGGUACUGAUUAGGAAGCUGUGAUAUGAAAGAGUGUGCAUUAGACAUCAUUGCUGCCUUUUGAAUCUCUUCGUCAUCUGCAUCCAUUUUUCCCAGUUUCAAAUUAUCCUUAAUAGUGCCCGUAAAGAGCGAUGGUUCUUGGUAUACAGCCCCUAUAUUACUUCGAAGAAACUGCAGAUCAAGGUCCUUGAUAUUGUGACUGUCAAUAAAAAUUUCUCCUGGAAUGUAUUGAACAAUAUCAGGCUUGGCUAUUUGCAUUCAAGAUUACACAAUCAGUUCCUACACUUCUAUUAUUCUAAUGCACUAACCUCUAGUGGGGUCAUAAAACCUAGUUAUCAGGGAAAUGACAGUGCUCUUUCCGCAUCCGCUGCUACCAACUAGAGCUACUGUCUUUCCUGCUGGUAUGGACAAUGACAGUCCUUGAAGGAUAGAUUUCUCUGGCCGUGACGGGUAUGAAAAGUGAACAUCUCGAAGCUCAAUGUAACCGCUAAUCUUCGUAGGAAUCUUCCCUUUUGAUUCAUUAUGUAUAAGUGGCUUUCUUUGGAUCACUUGAAAGACCUCAUACCCCGCAGCUUUUGCCUGAUUGAAUAUUUGCAUGUCUGGUGCUGCAUAAGUGAUAGAUCUGCAAUUCAAAAAAGCAACUUUUGUUACUGCACACUGUUAACCUUUAUUUUCAUUCUAAAACUAGCAUGAAGUUUAUUGCUUCCUUACAUGGCACCAAAAAGAAUACUCAUUACUGCAGCUAUUAUAUCUCCUCCCUUUGCUCUCCCGGCUCUGACAACAACGGCUCCAACCCAUAUAAUCAGAGACCAAGAACAAAAACUCACAGUUUGAAACAUUCCUGUUCCAACUCCCUUCACAAGUGCCUCCCCUUUGCUUAUGACAUACUGUUUAUCCAUGUUCUCUGUGAAGGAUUUGACUGCCAAACCCUCUCCAACAAAAGCAUAUACUGUUUUUAUUUGUGAUAUGGUCUGUCAUAUUAUCAGUUUCAGAGUUUUGUUAUAAUCAGCUAUGUGACAAUAGAUUAGACUAAAAGUAUUCUUGAUAUUGAAGACUUGGCUUGUGUAUAUAUAUAUAUGUGUAUAAAAUGCACAAUUUGUCAUGUUGUAAAUCAUAGUAUUGCACUAUGCAUGGAUCAAUGUUGUAUACCUGUUCUAUCAUAGACGUGGCUUCAGAAUGGUAAAACAAUUUGGUAGUUGAGAUUCUGUUCAUUUUUUUAGUGUAACUUGCUCCAAUUAUGAGAAUAAGAGGGACAACCACUAAACAUAGAAGUGCUACUUCCCAGCAGGAUAUCGCGGCGAUCACAAUUCCAGCGAAGAAAGUUGCGCAGCUAGAGGUAAAGUGACCCAACUGUGAGCAAGAACUUCACUUGCUUGGUUCAGUCAUAAAAAGAAAGUGAUGACUUUUCCACUUGUUAAUUCUGUAUCAAAAGCUCCUAUCUCUUGGCUUA
Molecule: messenger RNA, 5365 nt
Organism: Lathyrus oleraceus (garden pea)
Lineage: Eukaryota; Viridiplantae; Streptophyta; Magnoliopsida; Fabales; Fabaceae
Exons: 8
Coding region: 48-1139 (363 amino acids)
Molecular function (GO): ubiquitin-like protein peptidase activity
Source: RefSeq, a predicted model, not a curated record